Molecule: messenger RNA, 1504 nt
Organism: Lotus japonicus
Lineage: Eukaryota; Viridiplantae; Streptophyta; Magnoliopsida; Fabales; Fabaceae
Product: actin-1
Exons: 5
Coding region: 172-1305 (377 amino acids)
Cellular component (GO): cytoplasm
Source: RefSeq, a predicted model, not a curated record
GAAUUUCUGAUUCUCUCUCUCCAAAUGGGGAGUGAGAAUCCAACGGUCCCAAAUCCGUGUGGCACUUGUUAUAUUCAUUUGAAAAUUUUCCUUCAUUUUGUCUCUGGCUCUGAGAAUCUCUCAUCCACCACUCUCUCGCCCUCCGCAUUUUCCAAGAGCAGGUAUUAGAAGAUGGCAGACGCUGAGGAUAUUCAACCUCUUGUUUGUGACAAUGGAACUGGAAUGGUUAAGGCAGGAUUUGCAGGAGAUGAUGCCCCGCGAGCUGUGUUUCCCAGCAUUGUUGGUCGUCCUCGUCACACCGGUGUGAUGGUUGGCAUGGGCCAGAAGGAUGCCUAUGUUGGGGAUGAGGCACAGUCCAAAAGAGGUAUUCUGACUCUCAAGUACCCUAUUGAGCAUGGUAUUGUUAGCAACUGGGACGAUAUGGAGAAGAUUUGGCAUCAUACCUUCUAUAACGAGCUUCGUGUGGCUCCGGAAGAGCAUCCCGUUCUGUUGACGGAGGCUCCUCUUAACCCAAAGGCUAAUCGUGAGAAGAUGACCCAGAUCAUGUUUGAGACUUUCAAUGCCCCUGCUAUGUAUGUAGCCAUUCAGGCUGUUCUUUCACUGUAUGCCAGUGGUCGUACUACUGGUAUUGUGUUGGAUUCUGGUGAUGGUGUCAGCCACACAGUCCCUAUCUAUGAGGGUUAUGCCCUUCCACACGCCAUCCUUCGUCUUGAUUUGGCUGGUCGUGACCUCACUGACUUCUUAAUGAAGAUUCUGACUGAACGUGGGUACUCGUUUACCACUUCAGCAGAGCGAGAAAUUGUCAGGGACAUGAAGGAAAAGCUGGCAUACAUUGCCCUUGACUAUGAGCAAGAGAUAGAGACAUCCAAGACCAGCUCUGCAGUGGAGAAGAGCUAUGAGUUGCCUGAUGGGCAGGUCAUCACUAUUGGUGCUGAGCGUUUUAGGUGUCCAGAGGUCUUGUUCCAACCAUCCCUGGUGGGAAUGGAAGCUGCAGGAAUUCACGAGACAACAUACAACUCCAUAAUGAAAUGUGAUGUUGACAUCAGGAAAGACCUGUAUGGUAACAUUGUUCUCUCAGGAGGUACAACCAUGUUCCCUGGCAUUGCUGAUAGGAUGAGCAAGGAAAUUUCUGCUUUAGCCCCCAGCAGCAUGAAGAUCAAGGUGGUUGCACCGCCCGAGAGAAAGUACAGUGUCUGGAUUGGUGGUUCUAUCUUGGCAUCCCUGAGCACCUUCCAGCAGAUGUGGAUUGCAAAGGCAGAAUAUGAUGAAUCUGGACCAUCAAUUGUGCACAGAAAGUGCUUCUAAAUUGUUUGAGCAAUAGGGUUGUUGAAGAAGACAAUUGUUUUAUUCCUUGGGAAGAAGUCCUGCUUGUAACCCUUUCAUUCUAGCUUUUGUUAUCCGUUCAUGUUAUUCUCUUGAGUGAUGUUUUGGAGAAGGCGAGAAGUUUAUUGUCAAAAUGGUCCCAUUCUUCAGUAUUAUUAUAUAUUGAUAAGUUUUUACAACA